AUGAGCUCCCACCAGCUCUCACCGGCACCCGAAAUCGCUACAGCAAACUCUCCAAUGACGACGAAGCACCUCUACGACACCACCGAUGGCCUCGUACUCAAAGCACUUCGUGGAUUUGUAGCAAUGAGUCCGGGGGUAUGCCUACACGAAGGUUCCAAGACAGUGUUCCUCCCACCUUCUUCCCAUCGUCCCGAACAACGUGUGGCAGUCAUCGCAGGAGGAGGCGCAGGCCACGAACCCGCACAUGCUGGCUACGUCGGAAGCGGCAUGCUGAGUGCCGCUGUAUGUGGGGAAGUCUUUGCUAGUCCCAGUGCGAAGCAAAUCGGGUGUGCUAUCGCCCUUGCCAGCGCAGGAGAGCGAUGUGGAGAUGGCGAAGAAACAUCAGCCCAAGACUUGAAGACAGGAAGGGAUGUGUUGGUCGUCAUCAACAACUACACCGGAGACAGACUCAACUUCGGCCUAGCCAUCGAGAAAGCCAGGGUUUUGCUGGCCCCUCUCCGGAUCGACAGCGUCGUCGUCGCAGACGAUGUCUCACGCCUACCCUUAUUCCUGCCCACUUCUGAACCCAACAACACAACCGAGCCUCUAGUCGGCGCACGGGGCCUCGCAGCCAACAUCCUCGUGUGCAAGCUCCUUGGCGCUCUCGCCUUCGCUGGCACCCCCCUCUCUGUCGUGAAGUCUUUCGGCGACGCUGUAGUGGCACACCUAGCAACAGUCGGCGUCGGAUUGGAGCAUUGCCACAUUCCAGGACACAACAUCCCUUCCGGCGGAAAUGGCCUCGGAGCAAAGGAAUGUGAAGUCGGUCUGGGGCUCCACAACGAAGCUGGAAUGAAGCGGAGGGCUCUGGAUCGGGUGGAGACGUUGGUGGAUGAGAUGGUUGGGAUGAUCUUGGGUUCGACAGAAGGCGGAUUCGUUCGCGCCCGCAAGUCGGAGGAGGCCGAAGAAGAGAAGGAUGAAGUCGUUCUGUUCGUGAAUAACCUUGGUGGGAUGUCGCAGCUUGAGAUGGGGGCUCUUGUGGACGACGUUCCCACCCGCCUUGCUCGGUCCCGAAUCUACCCCCGUCGUAUCUAUUCUUCGUCCUACAUGACCUCCCUGAACGCACCUGGCUUCUCCAUCUCUCUACUCAACGUCUCCGCCGUCCAAAAAACCUACCAUACUCAAAUUCACAACAACACCAGAGUGGCAUCUGAAUUCGCAAGAUAUCCUCUCAUCGAUCUCUACGAUCUACUCGAUGCACCCACCGACGCCCCUUUAUGGCUUGGUGUCCGUGCUCACUGGCCAUCGACACCUACACCCGUCGACUUCAAGGCCGACAUCGCAGAUCGUAUCCUCGGAAGCCUUCAACCUACCCAGCUGGCGAAUGUUGAGCCAGAGGAAAGACGGAGAAGGUCAGGAGAUGGGAUCACCAAAGCUGCUCUUCGCGGCGCCUGCAAGAACGUUCUGGCCGUCGAGACGGAGCUGACCGCCUUCGAUACGAUCGUUGGCGAUGGUGAUUGCGGAGCUACGUUCGCCCGUGGCGCAAAAGCUCUCUUAAAAGCCUUAGACGAGAACCAAAUCACUCUCGACUCAGAAGGUCUAGGCGAUACCGUUCAAGAAAUUGCCGACCUUCUGGAAGAUUCCAUGUGUGGUACUAUCGGAGCUCUGUUUGCCAUCUUCUUGACAGCUCUCUCCUCGUCACUUCGCACUGUUAGCCCUACCCAAGGCUCUACCAACGCCAUCGAAACGUGGUCCACCGCUUUGUCACAAGCUCUAUCUGCCCUCUCGGCCUACACGCCCGCCAGGCCAGGCGAUCGUACGAUCGUCGAUGCCAUCUACCCUUUCGUGAACGCUCUCUCGGCCUCGGCCUCCAGCACCGGAUCGACCUCAUCGGUACAAGAGGUCCUCGUUCAUUCGGUCGCUCAGGCACGUGAAGGCGCUGAGAGGACGCGUGGGAUGAAAGCAAGACUCGGGCGGGCGGCAUAUCUUAGUGGCACGGAUGCAAGUCGAGGGGGUGGUGGACAGGAACUUUGGCCGCCAGAUCCGGGCGCUUGGGGCGUCGCUGCGAUCUUGGAAGGACUUGUAGAUGGGUUGCGUGGAAGACUCGAGCAAGAUGGAGGGGGUGAUGCUGUCGGGCCGAAGGUGUCGAAUUGA
Messenger RNA from Cyclocybe aegerita, 2130 nucleotides. Lineage: Eukaryota; Fungi; Basidiomycota; Agaricomycetes; Agaricales; Hemipholiotaceae. The record is from the annotation of a GenBank genome assembly.